AUGCACUCGGGCGGCGGAGCAGCGGCCGCCGGGAGCUGCACGCAGCAGGAAGACCAGCGGGCCGCGGAGCGGGAGCGGCUGGUGAGUGCGCUGGACGAGUCGCAGCGGGCGGCUGUCUGCGAGGACCCCGCGGCGCCGCUGUUGAUCCUCGCCGGCGCCGGCAGCGGCAAGACGCUGACGAUGGCGAGCCGCAUCGCGUACAUCCUCCUCGCCGGGGUGGCGCCGGAGCACAUUUUAGGCCUCUGCUUCUCGCGGCAAGCCGCGGAGGCGCUGCGGGAGCGCGUGGCCGCCGUGCUGCCGCCCGCCCUGGCGUCGCACGUGCGGCGGCUGAAGCUGAAGACCUUCCACGCCUUUGGGCUCGAGUGUCUGCGGCGGCACGGCCGCAUCGACCUGGCGACGGAGGUGUACGACGCCCGACGCCAGCGCGAGCUCGCCGCGGCGGUGGUGGAGACGCACGCCGCCCACCACAAGGGUCUCGAGGCCGUCCUCGCGCUCGUCGAGUACGUGAACAAGGCCAAGACGAAGAAGGAGAUGCGCGCGGGGACGGAGCUCGACCCCACGCGGCAGGCGGCGUAUCUCUUUCGCUUCUACCAGACAAUGCUGCACGAGCAGCACCACGCCGUUGACUUUGGCGACCUGGAGCAGAUGUUCCUUGCCGCGCUGCGCCCGCUGAAUCAGCAGCAGCAGCAGCAGCAGCCCCCGUCCGAGGCGGAGGAGGCGGGGCGGGGUGGCGACAGCAACAGCAACAGCAACAGCGUGGCGAGUGUCGCUCCGCCGCCGCGGCCGCCGUCGCCGGUGGCGCUGCAGCUGCGGGCGCAAUACACGCACGUCGUCGUGGACGAGUUUCAGGACCUGAACGAGGUGCAGCUGGAGUGUCUCGCCCUGCUCGCCGGGGACGCCUGUCGGGUGACGUGCGUGGGGGACCCAAACCAGUGCAUCUACACCUGGCGCGGGGCAACGACGAACACCUUUGAGCGCUGGCGCAGCCGCUUUCCCCACACCAAGCUUGUCAGGCUAGACACGAACUACCGCAGCUCCGCCGAGAUCGUGAGCGCCGUCAACGAGCUCACGCAGAUAUCGCAGCAGAGCUUUAGGGGGCAUUGCGGGCGCCGCAUCGUGCUGGUGCGGUGUCCGCACGCCUGCGAGCAGAUGCCGCUGCUGCCGCGCGUCGUGGAGGAGCUGCUGCGCACGCGGGACCGUGGCCUGCAGUACGGCGACAUCGCCGUUCUUUGCCGCACGCGACGCACUGUACGGGACGCGGUGGCGGCGCUGGAGCAGGAUCACAUCCCCGUCUGCGAGCCGCGCCUGAGCAGGCCCAACUCCAUCGCCCUGGUCCGCGCCCUGCUCUCGUACCUGCGCCUCUGCGUGCACCCACACUCGAACCUUGACGUGGAGUGCGUGAUACGCGAUGCGCCGAACCACUUCGCCGCGCCGGCUGCGACAAAAUUUGUCUUCGCCCUGCAGGCCGAGUGCAUGCAGCGAAGGCGCGAACUGGGCGCGGCGACGCUGCAGCGCGAGGACAGUCACGCGGCGUACUCCUACUACACCAUCCUUCGCGAGUUGGUGCACAACGGCUUUGCCCAUGUGCAUGAACGCCUGCGGACGACGAAGCCGCAGCAAAAGUUUCUCCGCAACUUUAUCGAAGUCACCACGGCCGCCCACGACUCCCUGGGACGAGUGUACUGCGACAUUGAGGAGGUCGUGCGGGGCGUGGCGGAGCGGGCGGGCUUUGACGAGGGCGGCGCCGCCGGCGUCCACAUCCGGCGGCGCGCAGGCGGUGACGGCGGCAGGAAGCGUGCACGCCCGCCCCCGCGCUGGCGGCGCUCCGCCGCGGUGUGGGACGACGUCAUGGGCGACGCCGACGACGAAGCGGCAGCAAUGGCGGCGGAAGGGGGCGCAAUGUCGAUUUCGCAAGUCCUCGUCGAGGCGUGUCGCACGGUGCAGCAGCAGGCGUUGGCGGAGCAGGGGGUGGGCACGGCGGCCGCGGCCGCCGGCGUCAAGGCGGAGGCGCAGGUGAGGAAUGACACCUACACCCUGCUGCAGCGCGCGAUUGACGAGUUUCUGGCGCUGCUGCCGACAGACGAUUUUGGGCCGCUGAAGGGCGGCGUGAAGGCGGAGCUGACGCCUGGCGCCGCCGCCGUCACGGUGACGACGGUGCACCAGGCGAAGGGGAAGGAGUGGCUCGCCGUCAUUGUGCCAUGCUGCUACGAGGGCGAGUUCCCCAUUGACGCGCGGAGCGCCGAGGAGCGGCGGGUGUUUUACGUGGCCAUGAGCCGAGCAAAGCGGGAUCUCGUGCUCAUGACGGCAGAGCGUGGGCCGCCCGCCUCACGUGCCUACGACGGCGGGGAUGCCGCUUCCAACGGCGAGGACCAGCCGCUGCAGCUCACGCCCUACCUGCGCCCACUGCUGCCACUCAUGGAGACACUGCCCAUGACGUGCCGGGAGCCGACGAAACGGGAACCGUAG
Messenger RNA from Trypanosoma conorhini, 2466 nucleotides. Its product is annotated as putative ATP-dependent DNA helicase. Gene Ontology annotation, molecular function: DNA binding; hydrolase activity; 3'-5' DNA helicase activity. Gene Ontology annotation, biological process: recombinational repair. Gene Ontology annotation, cellular component: nucleus. The record is from RefSeq and is a predicted model, not a curated record. Lineage: Eukaryota; Euglenozoa; Kinetoplastea; Trypanosomatida; Trypanosomatidae. The transcript has a single exon. Bases 1 to 2466 code for a protein of 821 amino acids.